Messenger RNA from Schistosoma spindalis, 3441 nucleotides. The record is from the annotation of a GenBank genome assembly. Lineage: Eukaryota; Metazoa; Platyhelminthes; Trematoda; Strigeidida; Schistosomatidae.
UUGAACCAUCUAGUCUGAAACAUCUGGAGGAGAUUUGAAUAGGAUAUCAUUUCAAGGUCACAGGCGGAUAAUUGCGAACUUUAUUAUGAUCGACCUAAAUACCAAUGGACAGGCUCUUUGUUCAGCAGUUAAUUAUGUUUUAGAUGGGAAAUGGUCUUGGGUAAUCUUUGGAUAUAUGGGACUAACCCAUACGCUAGACGUCAAAGAUCAAGGUCAAGAUUUGGAUCAGUUUCUGAAUAAUUUUUCUUCUGGAAAAGUUCUCUAUGGUUUCAUUCGUGUUGAAGUUGUAACUCCUGCGAAAUUUGUUUUGAUUGUGUGGCAAGGGGAGGCGUCAUCUGAAAGCUUUAAAUUGGCUUGUCCAAGACAUAUUGACUGUGUAAAACGGCUGUGUCGAACAGUUCAUGUUACGAUCAACGCAAGAAGUGAGGCAAAUUUGGAUUGGAAUGAAAUCGUUACUAAAAUUCAAAAUUUAACAGGAAGUGUUUCUCAGACUCAGCCGACCAAUUCUAAUAAUACGGAUGAUGAGUUUGUACCUACAGGUUCUGUUUAUGUACGUGCAAAUCCAAAUGAAGAUAUUCCAAAAGGUUGUGUAUCACGAAGUAUUUGGCAAUCACAACAGGAAAAGCAACAAGAUUCAUCAAAAUUAAGAUCUCCUAUCAAGGUAUCAAAACCCGUUGGUUUUGUUCGACCUAUUUGUGAACCAGAGAUAAAUAACAUUAAUGUACAGUCUGAAAAUCAAUCACAGAAUAUUGUGAAGCAUAUAGCACAAAACGAGGUGACUAAUACUAUUAAAAAUCGUAUAAAAGCUUUAGAAUCCAAGCUGCCGUCAAAUGAAACGACUUCAAAUUAUCGAAAAGUUGAUCCACGUGCAGAAAUUAUGCUUGCAAGACAACUGUCAUCAUCUGUAAAUAAUAAUGGAGAUGAGAAUGAAGAUGAUGAUACAAAUCAUGUGGGCACAUGUUAUAAGAAGCAAGACCCAAGAGCUGAAAUUUUGGAAGCUCGUGCAUGUAAACAACCUCAAGAGUCCAUAUUCAAUAACAGUGAACCUGUUGGUGCCAAUUAUAAACGACCAGAUGUUCAGUCGGAAAUUCGUUCUAUUAAGGCCGCGAACAAUUCAAAUACUUUAUCAUCAAAUAAAAAGUCCGAUGUUAUUAAUGAUUCAAGUAAUCGAGAUCUGUUAUAUCAAAAUGGUCAUUAUCAUCAACAAUCCCAACAACAAACAACGUCACCUCCUCUUUCUUUAUCACCAAUAGCACAUAUUUCAAAUAAUCAAAUUAAUUCUAACAUUGAGCAACAGUUAAAAAACGGUAACAAUGAUAACAAUAAUACUUAUCAUCAAAACUCAGUUUCACAACAAAAUUCAAUGUAUAAAUUAGUUUCACCAUGUAUUAAUUCAUCGCCUAACACGGAAGUACACAAUAAGACAAAAAAUAAUUCAAAUCUUAAAGCUGUCUGUCUAUAUGAUUAUAACGCUAAUGAAGAUGAUGAAUUAUCAUUUCGUGCCGAAGAACAUAUAUUUGACAUUGAACAAAUUGAUGAAGGUUGGUGGCUUGGUCGAAAUGCUGAUGGACAAUUUGGGUUGUUUCCAGCUAACUAUGUUAAAUUAAUGAUGUAAAAAGCUGAUAAAAAGCAGAACAUAUGAAUGUAGUUUCCUGAGAAAUUCGUUAAAACAAAUAGUAGAUAUGGUUGCACUUUUGUUUUCGUUUUGAAUGUAUUCAUGCGAGGCAAAAUGCAUACAGUUGUAUUCUUCUCAUAUCAAUUCAGAGUAUACAACACAGUUUGUUUAUUUUAUGGAGUUAUCAUUUAUACUACGAUCAGUAAUGUUACUUUGACUGUUAUCAUAUGACUGAUUUGUGAUGGUUUCUCAAUUCUUUUAACGAACAUCAAUGAAAGAUUGUUACAACGAAUACUAAAGUAAAAUGGAUCAUAGACAUACGUUUUUUUUAAAAUUUCCUUAUUGAAUUUAUUCCAUUACUAACUUUAUGUGAUUUUUCAUUGUUUAUUCCUUAUCUUCUAUGAACUAUUUGACUUGGUGAUCACCAUUUAGUUUAUGCACAACUUCAUUUCUAGGUAUAUUUCACUUGUGAAGAUUUUUAUAUGUUUAUAUUCAUAUAUAGUCACAAUUAUUUUGGCGUUUUUUUUGUUUCAUACUUUAAUCAUUCAUACUCACUAUAAGUAAAUCAUGAAUGGUUAAGAAACAAAACCACUAGUGUUUUUAUUAAGUAACAUUGAAGUUUAAAAAAAACGAAGUCACUUAUGGUAAUUUCAUUUGUUGCAUUGUUUUCUUUUUCAGCUUUUAUUUAAUUGUUAUUCACUAUUCACUUGUUUAUACGACUAUACUGUGAAAAAAAGGCUAAAAUGUUCCCUUCUUAGUUGCUAUACGUUUUUUUCUUGUUAUCUAAAUAUAUUUCUUUGUUGAUAUAAUGAUCUCAUUUAUUGAACAAUUUUUAAAUCAUAAAUAUCACCUACUCAGUAAAAGAUUGGAAUCUUACUAAUUGUUGUUUCAGUAACCUGUAUCUCUCUGCUUAUAUAUAUAUAUAUAUAGCUUUUUUAAUAAUACUGUAAUGCUUGGUUUUUGUUUGCUUUUUCUCAACAUUUCUACCAAUAUCAUUGUAAAUGAUAUGAUCCUGGUGUUUUUUUCUUUUUUUGUUGUUAUUGUUGUCAUCACGUUCUCUUAAUUAAUUGUAAUGUGAAUUGUUUUAAUUCUAUACUUAAUUUUAUGUGACUAAAUUAUAAAUAACAUUGUAUUAGUUUAAUUCUGAAACAAUUCUUCAAAUUUUGGUUAAAUGGACUAUUCACCAUUUAAAAAUUUAUGUAGGAUUGACAAAAAGAAAUAUUUGGUUUUUGUCGUGAACAAUAGGCUUUAAAUUUUUUAUGUCUUGUGGAUUGAGCGCUACUUGUUGUAUCUGACCGUCGCUAAUUGUUGUGUCAGAAACGCUUAUCACUUAUACUGGAAACCAGGGACCUCUGCAAUUCCCACGACGCGAAAGUAAGAACAUAAAGACUGGUAAAUAUUCAUAACAUCAAUUAUGUUUUAAGCAAAGAUGAAUAGUGGCUAGCAGUGGAAUCCAGGAUGCGCAUUUCGUUCUAUUUGGGACUUGUCAGCUGGAUGUACCGGCAUCUCAGAAUUGAUGUUCAUUCUGUGAAUUGAACCCAGUACCAUUCGCUUCAAACGCCAUCGAGUUAUCCACUUAGCUACUUAGUCCUGAUGGCCACUUGCUUGUGCAAUGGAGUGAAGUUUUUAAAUUCACUUUACUUAAAUUUAUUGAUGUUUAGGACUGCAAUUGAUCGGUCUUUUAUUGCUUUACUUAACUUGGUAUUUUGGUACGUUGUUACCAAUUCCCCCCCCUCCCAUAAAUAUUUGUCAACGUAGAAUUCGUUUAAUUGUUGUUCAUAGUUUAAUACACACAUAUCCGUCAAUAUUAAUUGUAAUCAUCCAAU